Molecule: messenger RNA, 2570 nt
Organism: Tripterygium wilfordii
Lineage: Eukaryota; Viridiplantae; Streptophyta; Magnoliopsida; Celastrales; Celastraceae
Product: bifunctional 3-dehydroquinate dehydratase/shikimate dehydrogenase, chloroplastic-like
Exons: 10
Coding region: 578-2134 (518 amino acids)
Biological process (GO): chorismate biosynthetic process; shikimate metabolic process
Molecular function (GO): 3-dehydroquinate dehydratase activity; shikimate 3-dehydrogenase (NADP+) activity
Source: RefSeq, a predicted model, not a curated record
AUUCAAAUAGAUGGGUUUUUUUUCUUCUUCUAAUCUUUCCAUAAGUAACCCAUUUGCAUGCCAACAAUUCUUGCUUUGAAUUUUGCCUACGAUGUGUUUGGGAAAUUGCCGCACAUAUUGGUAGACGUUUUCGUGUCAUUUUGUAAGAAGAUGCCUCAAAUGGGGUCUGUUGACGCCUCUGCCAGACCCACCUAUAACCUUCCUUGAAAUUUUCUUGUCUCACUCUGACAUUUGCUAUUUGUACUGACAAAUAGAAAUUUUUUUGGCAGACUGGUUAGCAUAUCUCCAGAAUUACUUGAUUUCUUGGAAUCCCUUCAUUUCAUCUGGAGAAUACCAACCAAUUCACUACUUUUUUUUUGCCUUGGACUAUCAAUUGUUCUGUUGAAUCUAUUCUAUCAUCAAUGGUCAAUUCACCCAAUUCUUAUGUUUGGCCUUCUCCUUGAAAUUCACCAAAUUUUGGUUAGUAUGCUGUAUGCAUUAAUCGCAUACCAUAAUCCAAUCAGUUUGAGUUACUUUGGCUGGUUUACUUUACCGUUUGUUCCUCUGCUGUGGUUGGUUCUUUUGAUAUUUUGGUCAAAUGGGUAAUGUUGGAGUUCUGAAUGAUCAUAGGAUGAUUUGUUCUCCAUUAAUGGCCCAAUCUGUGGAGCAAAUGGUGAGUGACAUGCACCGUGCAAAGGCACAAGGUGCUGAUUUAGUUGAAGUCAGAUUGGACUACAUCAAUAAUUUUCAACCUUUCCCAGACCUUGAAAUCAUCCUUAAAAAUAAGCCAUUGCCAGUGCUUAUUGUGUACCGGCCAAAAUGGGAAGGUGGUCGAUAUGAAGGAGACGAAAAUACUCGGUUGCAAGCACUUCAUCUGGCUAAUGAAAUGGGAGCAGACUAUAUUGAUUUUGAGCUCAAGGUGGCCUAUGAUUUCUUGAAGAAAGAAAGGAUGAGUGAUCAUACUGGUGCGAGAUUUAUCGUUUCAUGUUCUAUGAACAGUGUCCCUCAAAAAGAAGAUCUCAGCCAUCUCAUUGAACGUAUGAAACUGACAGAAGCAGAUAUCAUCAAAAUUGGUUACCGUCCAAAUGAUAUUACGGAAGUGGAGAGGAUGUUUCAUCUGGUUUCACUUUGCCAGGUGCCAAUGAUUGCUUACUGUGAGGGCGAAAGGGGCCUAAUUAGCCAGCUAUUGGGACCAAAAUUUGGUGCUGUUUUAGUCUAUGGAUCAAUGGAAGGAAAUUCAGUUCCCGGUUUGCCUACUUUAGGCAGUCUCAGAGAGGCCUAUAAGAUUGAUUACAUCAAUUCUGACACUAAAGUUUUCGGACUGAUCUCAAAACCAGUUAGCCACAGCAAAGGCCCUAUACUUCACAACCCUACCUUCAGACAUAUGAAGUAUAAUGGAAUAUAUGCUCCCAUGUUCAUUGAUAAUCUUAAGGAGUUCUUUAGAGUCUACUCAAGCCCAGACUUUACAGGAUUUAGUGUUGGAUUUCCGUAUAAAGAAGCCAUUAUUGAAUUUUGCGACGAAGUCCAUCCACUUGUUCAGUCCAUCGGUGCAGUCAAUACUAUUAUACGGAGUCCUAGUGAUGGGAAGUUGAUAGGUUAUAACACAGAUUGUGAGGCUUCAAUAACUGCAAUUGAGGAAGCUUUAAAAGAGUUUCCAUAUAACAAUGGUGACGCAUCUUUGGAUUCUCCACUAGCUGAGAAAUUGUUUGUGCUAGCCGGUGCCGGAGGUGCAGGAAGAGCACUUGCAUUUGGUGCUAGAAGUAGAGGAGCUCGAGUGGUUGUUUUUGACAUAGAUUUUGAAAGAGCAAAGUCCCUUGCUGGUGCCGUGUCAGGUGAAGCCAAGCCUUUUGAAGAUUUAGUCAAAUUUAAGCCAGAGAAAGGUGCGAUCCUUGCAAAUGCAACCCCAUUAGGAAUGCAUCCAAAUACAGACAGAAUUCCUGUUGCUGAGGAAACUUUGCGGGAUUAUCAGCUGGUGUUUGACGCAGUUUACACACCAAGAAAAACCAGACUACUGAAAGAAGCUGAGGCUGCAGGGGCAAUCAUUGUGAGCGGAGUUGAAAUGUUCCUUCGCCAGGCCAUUGGCCAGAUUAAUCUUUUCACUGGCAGAGAAGCUCCCAAGGACUUCAUGCGCGAAAUCGUUUUAGCCAAAUUCUGAUGCAUCUGCAUAACUUCUUGGCUUCUCAAAAAGUUUUCGACCCACAAGACACAGUGCACAUGCUACAAGACUGCUGCUUCAAGUUUUCGCUCUGAUUGCAACAAUAUUGGGACCUUAAAAUCCUCAUAAUAGUCUCUUUUUUAUUCUCAAAGUAUGGGUGACAGAGCAUCUCUGAAGCAGAAAUUUUGUUCUGGUUCGAGCUCUAAGAAAUAGACUAUUACUAAGCCAAGAGCUCCUUAUUUCAGAAGCAACUGAGGUAAUGUAGAAGGGAGCAUCCGUCUGAAUGUGUUUUCCUUAAUACUAGUAAUUUUGAAUGCAUAUGCAUUAGGUGGAUUAACGUAACUAAUUGGGAACAUCAUGAUUCAUGAGGAGGGAAUGAAAAACUAUGCAACAAGUAACUUAGUAGUGAAUUAGCAGUGAACCUUAAUUUUUGAAA